Symbiodinium sp. CCMP2592 is the source of this 696-nucleotide messenger RNA. The record is from the annotation of a GenBank genome assembly. NCBI's taxonomy places the organism in Eukaryota, Dinophyceae, Suessiales, Symbiodiniaceae.
AUGCCGCCCAAGGGUAGGAAAGCGCCCAAGACCGAUGUCGACAAGAUGAGGGACCAGAUCACCGACUUCAGCGAGCAGAAUACCCUCUCGAAGAUCCAGGAGCGCAUCGAGGCCCAUCCGGAGUACAUCCCGAAGGCGCUGGAAGUCGUCCAGAUGCUUGAGUCGACAAACAAAUACAGCAAGCUCGAGUCGGGAUAUGUCAAAGACCUUUUGGGCUCGCUGUACGGUCCAGAGUGGGCCCAGUGGUUGUCUGGUGUGCGCUGCAGCAAGAAGGAGCUGAACUGCCUGUUCAAACUCCUGAGUGGCAUAGCUCCGGAAAGUGCACUCCCUGGACGAGGCAAGGCCAGCAUCCUUGCAGAGGUGAUGAUCGGCCCGCCGUGGCAGUCGAUCAUCGUCGAGAAGGGCGUUCCCUCUGCGAGCCAGUCGACCCUCCCGAUGGAGUUUUGGCAGUCGUACGGCUGGUGGGCGCUCUCCGAAGUCGACGAGUCGUAUUGGAUCACCCACAUCUCCGGGAAGAAGAAGAAGGUUCCUGCAGAGAUGCAGGUCUUCAACCUGGGCUUGAAGAAUCCUGGGGACUUGGAAAACUGCCAAGUCGGGGAAGGCCGCAUCUGGGUCAACGUGCUGAGUCUCUUCCAGGAGGACGAAGGCGACCAAGUCGACAUGCCCAAGGUUCGCAAAGAAAUGCCACGAGCGUGA